This is a messenger RNA of Leopardus geoffroyi (Geoffroy's cat), 12468 nucleotides long. RefSeq names its product solute carrier family 5 member 3 (gene SLC5A3). Lineage: Eukaryota; Metazoa; Chordata; Mammalia; Carnivora; Felidae. Gene Ontology annotation, cellular component: plasma membrane. The coding region runs from base 1254 to 3410 and encodes 718 amino acids. Gene Ontology annotation, molecular function: D-glucose:sodium symporter activity. The record is from RefSeq and is a predicted model, not a curated record. The transcript has 2 exons. Gene Ontology annotation, biological process: transmembrane transport; inositol metabolic process; myo-inositol transport.
CCCACCCUUCUUUUCUGAAUUUGAUAAUUUCCUGGUGUUUUAUGUGUUCAUCUAUUCCGGGUAUUUUCGGUACACUGGCAGGUAGAAAUUUGAUUGUUUCGUUUUGCAAGAGGACAUAAGUAUUCUGGGUGUGGCAUUGUAUGUCUGCCUUUUAGAGAAGAUUGAUUCUUGAUACUGUCAGCCUCAUCCAUCCAGUUUAAAGUUCCCCAUCAACCUUUCACCUAAGGAUUCUAGCAUCCAUUGUAACCAUUGCGUAGGAUUUAUAUAGUUGCUUUCUCAUGAUUAGAGAUAAGGUUAGACUUUGAUUCAUUAGGGACUAUAAAGGGUGACUGUCUAAUUGCAUUUUUCCUUUUGUAUCAGUGAGGUUUUUUUCUGACUUGUGUUUAUUCCUGUUAUGUGUAUCUUCCUGGGGAACGUUAUAAAAGGAUACAUUCUUCAUCUUCAUCUCGCUGAGGAUGUUCUUGGACUUCAUGACAUGUCCUCAAUUUUCUCAUCUGUAGAUUGAGGAUAAUUAUCGUGCCUUCCUCUUGGGGUUUUUGUGAAGAUUGGAUGAGCUGGUACAUGUAGUGUAGAAAUGGUGCCUGGCACUAGUGUUGGUAAGUGUAGUUAACAAAGUAACUCUCAGUUCUUUGGAAACAUUUAAACUGUCCGGUGUAAUGAAGAGGCACCUGAAGAGGCGGAGAAGGGAGAGAGUCUUCAUAAGCUGACGUUAGCGAGAGGCUUGGGCUUGUGUUGAGUGGGCUAAAGGAAGGUGCUGCUUGCCCACACUGACGUGCCUUUUGCGUGGAAAUGACUGCAGUACAGGAAGCACUUGGAUAUCACUGCGCACUACGAGGUGGAUGUUGCUAGUACCUGGAGCACGUUCUGAAGUGGAGUGAGCACGAUGAAGUAUGUAGACCACUCUUACGGUGGGCAGGGUUGGUACAGUAGGCUUCACUAACUUAGCUGCAACUCAGAAUUUCUCCUCCAGCACCUGAGUAAAUGCUGAUGGUCUUGUGGAGAGUGGAUUAAGAGUACGAGCUAAGUUCUCAAUCCCAAUUAAGAAGCGGAGGAAAAUUUAAACUGUCUCCUUCAAAGUUUAUCACAACCACCACCAUCAAGACAGCAAACCAAAGGACAAAGACUUUGACCUGCUGUGUUGCUCUGUGUAGUCCAGUUCACGUAUGGUUUACAGACUUGGCUGGGGUUACUAAUGAGUAAAUAAAAAGUUGGACACUUCCUGUCGUUGGACACUUAUUCACAAAGUUACCAAAAUGAGGGCUGUACUGGAGACAGCAGACAUUGCCAUAGUGGCCCUGUAUUUUAUCCUGGUCAUGUGCAUUGGUUUUUUUGCCAUGUGGAAAUCUAAUAGAAGCACCGUGAGUGGAUACUUCCUGGCGGGGCGCUCUAUGACCUGGGUAGCAAUUGGUGCCUCUCUGUUUGUGAGCAAUAUUGGGAGUGAGCACUUCAUUGGGCUGGCAGGAUCUGGAGCUGCAAGUGGAUUUGCAGUGGGCGCAUGGGAAUUCAAUGCCUUACUGCUUUUGCAACUUCUGGGAUGGGUUUUCAUCCCGAUUUACAUCCGGUCAGGGGUAUACACCAUGCCUGAAUACUUGUCCAAGCGAUUUGGUGGCCAUAGGAUUCAGGUCUAUUUCGCAGCCUUGUCUCUGAUUCUUUAUAUCUUCACCAAGCUCUCAGUGGAUCUGUAUUCGGGUGCCCUCUUUAUCCAGGAGUCUUUGGGUUGGAACCUCUAUGUGUCUGUCAUCCUGCUCAUUGGCAUGACUGCUUUGCUGACUGUCACCGGAGGCCUUGUUGCAGUGAUCUACACAGACACUCUACAGGCUCUGCUUAUGAUCGUUGGGGCACUCACACUUAUGAUUAUUAGCAUGAUGGAGAUUGGCGGGUUUGAGGAAGUUAAGAGAAGGUACAUGUUGGCCUCGCCCAAUGUUACUUCCAUCUUGUUGACAUACAACCUUUCCAACACAAAUUCUUGUAAUGUCCACCCUAAGAAAGAUGCGCUGAAAAUGUUACGGAAUCCGACAGAUGAAGAUGUUCCUUGGCCUGGAUUCGUUCUUGGGCAGACCCCAGCUUCAGUAUGGUACUGGUGUGCUGACCAAGUCAUCGUGCAGAGAGUCUUAGCAGCUAAAAACAUUGCUCAUGCCAAAGGCUCUACUCUUAUGGCUGGCUUUUUGAAGCUUCUGCCAAUGUUUAUCAUAGUUGUCCCAGGAAUGAUUUCCAGGAUACUGUUUGCUGAUGAUAUAGCUUGCAUCAACCCAGAGCACUGCAUGCAAGUAUGUGGAAGCAGAGCUGGGUGCUCUAAUAUUGCUUACCCACGCCUGGUGAUGAAGCUGGUUCCUGUGGGCCUCCGGGGCUUAAUGAUGGCAGUGAUGAUUGCGGCUUUGAUGAGCGACUUGGACUCUAUCUUUAACAGUGCCAGUACCAUAUUCACCCUCGAUGUGUAUAAACUCAUCCGCAGGAGCGCAAGCUCCCGAGAACUAAUGAUUGUGGGGAGGAUAUUUGUGGCUUUUAUGGUGGUGAUCAGCAUUGCAUGGGUGCCAAUCAUCGUGGAGAUGCAAGGAGGCCAGAUGUACCUUUACAUUCAGGAGGUAGCAGAUUACCUGACACCCCCAGUUGCGGCCUUAUUCCUUCUGGCAAUUUUCUGGAAGCGCUGCAAUGAACAAGGGGCUUUCUAUGGUGGAAUGGCUGGCUUUGUUCUUGGAGCAGUCCGUUUGACACUGGCCUUUGCAUACCGUGCCCCAGAAUGUGACCAACCUGAUAACAGGCCAGGCUUCAUCAAAGACAUCCAUUACAUGUAUGUGGCCACAGCAUUGUUUUGGGUCACAGGACUUAUUACUGUCAUUGUUAGCCUUCUCACACCACCUCCCACAAAGGAACAGAUUCGUACCACCACCUUUUGGUCUAAGAAGAGCUUGGUGGUGAAGGAGAGCUGCUCCCCGAAAGAUGAACCAUACAAAAUGCAAGAGAAGAGCAUUCUGAGAUGCAAUGAGAAUAGUGAGGCCAUCAACCACAUCAUUCCCAAUGGGAAAUCUGAAGAUAGCAUCAAGGGCCUUCAGCCUGAAGAUGUUAAUCUUUUGGUGACCUGCAGAGAAGAAGGCAACCCAGUGGCUUCAUUAGGUCAUUCAGAGGCAGAAACACCAGUAGAUGCUUAUUCCAAUGGGCAAGCAGCUCUCAUGGGUGAGAAAGAGAGAAAGAAAGAAACAGAGGAUGGAGGCCGGUACUGGAAGUUCAUAGAUUGGUUCUGUGGCUUUAAAAGUAAGAGCCUCAGCAAGAGGAGUCUCAGAGACCUGAUGGAGGAGGAGGCUGUUUGUUUACAAAUGUUGGAAGAGCCUCCACAAGUUAAACUAAUACUAAAUAUUGGACUUUUUGCUGUGUGUUCACUUGGAAUUUUCAUGUUUGUUUAUUUUUCCUUAUGAACUUUUAAGGAUAUGAUGAGACACUAACUUAAGAAAAUACUGGUCUUUGGAAAGAAAAAAAAAAGAAAACAUGUAACUGUUGCAUCUCUCAGGCAUUGUUUACGCUGUAGGUUUUAGCCAAAUUUUACUUAGCAGAAAAUCAUCUAUUUGCAAGACUUUAUUUUCCCAGAGAUGGAUGAAAGCAAAUUUUCAACCUAAAUGAAGUAAAACUUGUUUAACAGACUGAAUUGUGCAAAUGUGGUUUAAAAUUUUCCAUACCAAAGUAAGGAGAGACCAAUUAUUCUCAUAGAACAUGUAGAGCAGAAUAUAUGCUAAGAUAUUACAAAUAAGGUAUACUGUCUGCACUGCCAAAUCUUGGUAGGCCUUCUUAACCUGAAGUAGAAGACUUGCUCAUUUCAAAGUUUUUUCUGUCUUUGUAAUCCCUACUACCAUUUAAAACUGAAUUUGUAGACAUUGUAUAAUCAGUUGUGUACUGAAAACCUAACUCAUGUUCUUGUGGGGUACUUGUGUCAGGACAAGUUAGUUCAUUUGCCAGGCUCAUUUUGCUAGCAUGAGCCUAUGGAUUCUGAAUGCCAAAAGAAAGGAAGAAGAAUGUUUUCCUGUAGCUGUUCUUGUACCACCAAUAUAUGGAAUGUUGAGCAAAAGUUGUUCCGGUUCCUUUUUUUUUCUUUUUUUCCUGCUUUGACUGAAGUUUAAGUGAACCAUACUCAAAUGACCACCACGUCUAUCUUGAUACAUUUAUGUCAUGACUGUAUUGUCAGAUGAUUAGGGGAGAAAAUGAAGUAAACAUUGCUGAUGAUCCCCAGAUUUAUUGACCGAGUUCAGGUUGUUUAUACAGUUUGGGAAUUAGCAGUCCUCAAGCAGUGUUUGGUCAGCUUAUGCUAAACAGGUGACUACUCGUACUCCACUAAUUCUCUAGCUUUGUUCUUUGUUCUUGUCAUUUGGUAACAUUUUUUAUUAGCCACAUACCUUUCCAAGUGGAUUCAGUCAGAAGAUAUGUCCAGAAAUUUGAAAGAAAAAAAAAAUUGUCACUGCCUUUGUGCUGGGUUGCCCCAUGAUAUAUUGAAGUUGAGCUUUUGGAGGGAAAAUUUAAUUCUGAGAUCAUACUGUGUCCUUGAGAAGUUCCCCCCGCCCCCCGAUUUACUUUUUUUCGAAAGACUUGCCAUCUGUACACAGCCUCUACGUUUUUGUUUAAAAAGUUUUAUUGACCUAGAGCAUGAGGAGGUUUCAAUGCAAACUGGGCAUCAGUAACAGAAAAGUCAGAGUGCAUGUUUUGCCAUUGGUAGAUUGUCAGUAUUGUCUUUCUGUGGAACAGCAUGUUAAAGAGGUGUCAAGAAUAAGAACUUCUGGGCUUAAUAGUAUGUCUUGUGGAGGAUAUUGUAGGACUUGUGUAAAUUAUAGGACCCUCGAUCUUCACAUGGCAUGGCACUCCGUUGUAACCUUCAUGGAUGGGAAUCUUUUUCACAGUCUGAUUCCCCUUCGUGAGGGCAGGGUACAAAAGAUGUUGGAGGAAAGCUCUAUAGAUCAUGUAGUUAUGUGUCUGUGUGCUCAACAUGGUCCUUUUUCCUUUGUGACAUAUGAAGGAAACUAAUUGUGUAUCUACUUUCUUUGACUUUCCUGUAAUCUCUGAUACUUUUUAAAUUGCAUGAUUUUAUUAAGCUUGUAUUCUUUAGGGAAAAGUAUUACUUUUUUAGAUACUUUUGUAGAUUUUGAAUCAAAACUCAGUCCUAAUAACUUUCAAUUUUUUGUAUUCUGUAAACUAGUUUCAUUAUGAUGGACUUGAUUAGUCCAAAGUUGAUUUUAGAAAUUAUCAGGUAGCAUAAUGUCUUCCCAUCUCCAGGAGGCUUUCUGAUGGACUGAGUCUGUAGAUGAAAAAGUAAUUUAUGUAUGAAUAGCAUGAUUUCUGAGAGCUUAGAGUGCCUUGUAGAAUUUUUUUCCCAAUUUCAUUCUUAAGAUUUAGAAGUUGGGGGCCAAAUAAAUAGGGACCAUCCUUUUCUUGUAUGGAGGAGGCUGUGGCUGUGACAUAUCUAAGGUUACAAAAAGUCUGUUGGGGAGAACAGAGAACCAUGUAUCCAAAGCUGGACUCAUGGUUAGUCCUUUUCUCAAAGGAACUAUUUUCCUUUGAGACAACCUUUUUGGUAUUUGGGAAAAUAAUAGGACCUUAGAUUUUUCAAAUUGGCUUUUAAGUCAUAGGGAUUAAAAUUUUCUUUGAACACAUUGCUGUGUAACUCUCCACAAAGAGGAUUGACACAUUGGCUGGGCAGCCUUCUUAACCCUCCUUUUUACGGCAUAAAUUAAUAGGUGGUGUUUAUGUAGGUUUUUUCCUCUUUGUUUAAUGUCGAGUCCUAAUAGUUUGGAGUAUUAGGAUCCCCCUACUUUCUCUUUGCUGCUGUCUUAGUACGAUACGUGAAAUACAUCAUCUUGUGUCUAUUUGUGUGUAUAUAGCAGUAGGUCAAGUUUAGAGUACUAAUGUCUGUAAAUAAGGAAUGACUAUUAGCAUAUCCAUUAGGAUGUUUAUUCUUGUCAGUAUAAACAUCACUGUGUUGAGACUGAAGUCCCUGAAGCUUGCCCUUCGUAUUGCUUUCCAGUAAUAGAUAAUGUGCUUGAAUAAGUGUGUGGAUUGCCGAUUGCAACUUCAUUCAGGGGACCAUUGUUCAGUCUAGAUUUCAUUAGAAUGAUUGUUCAUGGAAUGAUACAUGGUCUGUUUUAAGCUAGCAAAAUGUUCAUACUUUACACUAAAUGGGUCCUAAAUGAUGACAUUUGCUCUGUAGACAUAUGUAUAUAUUUUUAUAUUGGCUCAAGCUAAGGUUCAGAAUUGAGUAAGAGUGAUAUUGACUAGAAUAGUUACCUAAGAGUCCAAAUGAAAAGUGAGAACACUGGUCUUCAAAAAGUAGAGACAGAUAUUGUCUUAUCUGUUCUUAAUGGUAUCCCCAGUUCUUAGAUUUUUGUCCUUCCACACAAUCUCAGUCUUAAGAUCUGAUGAGAAGAGCUUAUUAUUCGGGCAUGCAGAAUAAUUAUUGGCUCCAAAAAUAACUAUAUCCUUUUGCCCCGAGAUAGUAUGUGGCUUUAGAAAUAGCUGAGCCGAGCUUUUUCUGCAGCCAUUCUUUUCCUGGUGAGGUUAUCACUCAUAUCUUUAGGUUAGAGAAGCAUCAAGCAAUAGUGGUGGUACUGUGUCCUUUAGCCUAAAUUCAGCAGAUCUGCUCUCCCAAGGUUUCCAUUUCCCUUGGCUCAAAGGAUCCAUUGUCUUUUUGUACAAAGAGCCUGGCCAGGGUCAUAGUUCUUAGCAUGUCAAGUAAUUAGCAGAGACCUAUCAUAUGUGAAACUUCACAUUUUAAGAAUUGAUUGGGAGGUUGUCACUCAGUUCUCUAACCUGAGGCUAAUUGGGAGUGGGGGACUGAAGUCUUGUCCAGGGCGCUUAGAGUCUGUAAGUGUCUCCGUUUCUCAGUCCGCUGUUUUCUUCCCUAUACUUACAGGGUGAGUGGAUCUUCUCCUCUGUCUUCGAAUAUCAUUUAGUGUAGCCUGUGGGCUAUUCUCAUUCUUUACCGUCCUGAAGACUGGCCAUAUUAUUAGACCCGUCAAUGUUCCCACUUGGCAGUAUUUGGCUUACUUACUUUGCUUAUACUUUUUACUCUGCUAUGUCAUUUUCAUCUGAGGUAUGAUGGCUGGAAAGGACCAUGUGGGUAUGGAGUAGUUACACCUUACCAUUCCCCAGGUUUAGAUUGAGAGAUGUACGUAGACCAUUCCUGUUACAUUACGUGACCACGGAGACAUGCCAGGACAAUUGUUCUAAGAAGUCAGAAAAACUAUAAAUGAGAUGCUGAGAAGAAAUACCUGGGUGAUAAAAACACAAACUUAACAAAUUAGGUAACAGACAAACAUUAGGUUAAAAUGUGCAGAUGUAGAAUUCUAUUCAGUGAAUUCCAGAACUUGAAGCAUCUUGGCUAUCAGCUUAUUUAAGCCUUUCCUCAUAAUAGAUUCGUAUAUCAACGAAUAAGAUCCAACCUGUUAAAAACCCUGGUUUGAUGUUAAAUAUUGUGAAGUAGGAGUUUUUAAGCCUAUUUGAGGUUAAAUGACUGAUAUUUGAUAGUGACACUUUAGUAGAAAAAAAUGCUUUUAGGCUUGUAUUCAUAAGAUUUCUCAUUAGCAAAAUGUUACAUUGCAUAAGUCAUUCUGAUGUUAGCUUGAACAGACUUUACAAAUAGGGUAUACUCCUAUUUGUGUGUAUACUCACCUACCAUUCAGAGAGACUGGUCUUUCCCUUUGUCUUCCCUCACAUGCUUUAAUUUUUCACCUAUUCUUUCUUUUAACAUUUCUCAGAUUCCUGUUUUAAUAUUUUAUCAGCUUAAUUCACUUUCAGGUUUAUUGCUGUGAUGUGCAAAAGUGCUGCUUUGCCCCAGUUUUGAAUACUUGGAUCCAAAUAAUGAUUCAUUAAGUAUAGUCGUGUUUAAAUAUACGAAAUUUCUAUAAGCUUAAACUGUUAAUUCUCCAGAAUGAUCUUCUCAGGCUAAUGUUCACUAGUGUUCACUAAUAAAUGCCCUAAUAAUCCAUCAGUAUUUUAUUCUGAAAACUCUUUUCUUCAAAAAUUAGGGAGACAACAAUAGUUAAACUUCAUACCUAUCCCUUUGAAAUGGUGGUAUCACAAUGCAGAGAGGAAUGGAGUUUGUUUUGAUGCCAAAAAGCCUUGUUCUUUCAGUACUUUAAAGGUGAAAAGUUGGAACUAGUCAGUUGGCAUAUAGAGAAACCCUUUUGUACUAGUAAGGUGUGAAGCUGGAUUAUGUAAGAAGUAAUCUUUUGAUUACUACAUUCGGUUAGCUUAUUAACUCAGGGCGGCAAACCCGUUUUCCUCCAUUAAGGUCACUUCUCUUCAUUUGGUAUCCUUCUUAUCAGACUCUCCCCUCUGUUGGAAGACUUGGUAUUCAGCUACUCUGACUCCUAGAAUUGGAUUUAGCUAAGGUUCAAACUAUAUAAUGGGCUUUGCCAGUGCUGAGUCCCACACCAUCAUUCACAUAGUCAUAUAAAUGUUUUUAUUUAAACUUCUCUCUCCAAUGCCGGGAAUAAGGCUUUCAACUACUGAUUCACCUUUAAAGGAAUGUUAUGAGAAUGGAUAUAAUUUAUGUUUCUGUUUCCAUCUCAAAUCCUUUAGAAAAGAUAGGACUUUGGCUUAAGCACUCUUGUUUCUCUGGUAACUAACAGCCUUAACCAUUGAUAUAUUGCCUUUUAUUCAGAAAUAGACGAGAAAGAUUUGAUGUAUUUGUAUCGUUACUCAUUUCAUGUACUUUACUUUUAAGGGGAAGACCAUAAUUGGAAGCUGUUGGUUUAAACCAAAUAACCUUACUUUAUGUAAUAAUUUUUCAGUGUGGUUUGGUUACCUGGAUUCAUACUAUGUGUGAAGAGAGGGAUGCUAGAACAAAUAAGCAGAUGAAGAGCAGGUCAAGACAAAAAGCACAGCGGUCUCAGAUUUUUCUUAGUGUAGGAGCAAUGGCUUUACUCGCAGAAAAGCACUAGAUCAUAAUUGUUGCCCAUGAUCCUAAAGCCCCUCCAAUCCUUUCCUACCCCUACCCCCAGUUAAAAAUAGUUUACAGUCUGUGAACUCUAUCGAUAGGGGAAAUACAUAUUUCAGUGAUUUCCGUAACAGCACAAGUUGACAGUAGAUAACCACAACCUUAUUGGAGACUUCUAUUUAUCUUGGUAAAUUCACCUUGUACCCCAGUGCUGCUGGAGGAAGGAGUGUUUACUUUGUUUAUCGCCUUUGGACAAACUAGUGUGGAUAAUUUUUCAGUAUUUAAUUGUAGCCUAGACUUCUGUAAGUGGAAUUUUCCUUAAUAACUCGCUUUUUGGUAAUAAUAGUUGGAAACUGAAAUUAAGCUUAUUGCUAAUAUUGAAAUCCCAAAUUGGCAAAGGCCAGUAUAUAGGGUAUUUCAUAAUAUAAUCAGCUUCUGAAAUUUCUGUUUUGAUUAGUGCCUUCUGGUUGCCAAUAUUGACUCUGCUAGUUUACACAUUUCCCUUUCUUGAUAGAAUAUAUUUAUUUGUUACAAUUCCUCUUUUUAAAUUUUGUUAUAACUAGUCAAGGAAAUAGAAAAAUGCAUUUAUAUUUACAUACUUUAUAUGCAGCGUUUGUUUAGGUUCAAGGAAACCAAGUAGCUCUAAUUCCUGUUGCAGUUUAAAUGUUAUUUAUUCAUCUAUAUUUGUUUUGUAUCCUUCAUUAAAACUGUAAAGUUACUUAUUCUGUGAGUAUAUUUGAACUAUUGUGUUUCCAGUGUAGGUUUAAUAGGCAUAUCUGAGAACAUACAUGUGGCAACAGUUUCACAUUCCAUGUUAGAUAAAGAGCUUAAAGUAGAGGUCCGUAGAAAGCACAAAUCCUGUUCACGCAGGUGUGUAUCUCCACACGUAGAAAGCACAAGACUCACAGUGUUUCUCAGUGUCCCGCAAGUGCCAGUCAUAAAGCCCACCGGGCGUCUGUCUUGGGAGUUAGGGAGGACCACCGUUUUGAAAGCCCUAGACAAUGAGGUCAUCUAAAUUGUGGUCCUAAAUGAGAAGGGAUUCAAAUGUAAUAAUCUGAAUAAGUUUGUACUGCUGUGGUAGAGGGAGAGAAGACCAAUGUCAAGAAUGUUGCAAUUAUACUUGGGGUUACAAGUGAAAAUGGGGUUUAUGGGUUCUUUCCUAUAAUCUGGAACUAACUGGGACAGACUUUUAAGCUUUUGGUGGGUGGGACAGUUUGAUAAACUUCUGCUUUAAGUUGUAGACCCAUUUGAGUUGGUUUUUUAUCUUAAGUCUUGAGGAAGUUUUACCUGCCAUCAGUAGGUUCCUGAAAACAUGGAGAAAUUUCACAUUUUCACAGGGCAAAUACUUGUCUUUCAUCUUUGUGUAGGUUUGUAAGAGGUAAACCUAUCUUUAUUUUUUCGUGUGCUUUACUGCACUUCAUUUUAGUAGAGCAGAAUUUGGUCCAAGUAUUCUGAGCAUCAAACUAAGUCUGAGACAGCUCUGCCAAACGAGCUACUUUGCUUUUCACAGUGGUUGUAAGAGUCUAAAGGAUUCUUUUACCUGUACCAUUCCCCCCGCUUCAUGACCAGAUGAGGUGAAAUCUGUGGGUGCAGCAGAAGUAAGUGUGUUUUUCUUGCACUCGGUUUUGCCCUUGUUUUCUUUACCUGCAUAGUCCCAGUCUAUCAAGAAUGCAUAAAUAAUCUGUCUUGAAUUUUGCCCAUAUGUCAAAAGCUGUAACUCUCAGAAUGGGAGACAAGUGACUACCUUUGUUCCCACUCUCCUCUAUUUUGUGUAUUUAUCUUCUUAGGGAAAGACUUGGUCAACUCGGAUAAUACAUGGAAUGAAGAUUAAAGCUGGUGUAGACUGGUAUCACAUGUUUUAGAGGGGUUAACCAGAGCGCCUGAAGGGAGAGAUUCAUUCCCCCUCCAGCAAAAAGCAGUCAGGUGUGUUCCCUCAGUAUUAGAAUGUAAAACCUCAGGCUUGGGGUGGGGGUGUGUGUGGUGAGGGCAGAGGGGUGCCAGAAAUACAGGAAAAAAAAGAGGCUUGAGGAGUAUCUUUGGCUUAGCGAUGUGUGAUAAGGCAAAACAGUUAUAAUCUGUUAAUCCUAUAUAGUAUGCGUCUGUACCUUUAAAUGUUUUUAAAUUUAAAAUCAUUUGCAAGAACUUCAUGCUUUUGAAGAUUCCUUUGGCAGAAUUUCUUUCAUUUAAAAUUCCAUGGAAAGUUGCUUUAAUUAUUCGUCUAGGUGAAAGUAGUCCUAGCAGUGUAAAUAUGUAUAAUUAGAAUUUUCUAAUUUCACUCUGAGAUCUCUAACUUUUGAGUGGCAAAAACAGAUCAACAAGUCUUUUGCUCAUGGACUUUUCUGUGGCGUUGUUAAAAUGCAAAAGCUUUAUUUUUGUUAAUAAUGACAUGUUACGUUAGUGUCAGAUGAUGAUACGGCAUCUGUUCCCUGCCUUUCCCCACCGGUACUGCUUUGGUUUAUAGAUUGCCAGCAGAGUUGAGAAAUGGAGCAGGGAUCUACCCAUUCUUUGCUUGGACAUCCCAUUUUCUGUUGCCCAGACCUGUGUUGGCAAUCAUGUAUGAACUAUGUUAUGCUUCUCAGUACUUAUUAUUUUUUUUUUGAUAAGGUGGAUAUCAAAAAUAGUUGCUGUGCAAAAGUUAGUAGUCUUCUUCAAGAAGAAAACCGAUUCCUUUUCUAAUAUCCUGUGAAAUUGCUUCAUUCAUUUCUUUAUUUUUAAGCCAAAUGUCAGCAGAGUACUGCUGCUUUUAUCUAGUACUUUUGAUAUGUAAGUAUUGCAUUUUAAAAAGAUGUCUACAUUGAAAGCUGUUUUUCCCAGUGUCCUCCCUAUUCUACUCUGUUCAUAUUUUCUGUAAGAGACCAGUCUGUGCACUGGGGGUGUGUAUUGUGUAAAUGUACCAUUUCGUCAGUUAUGCAUUGUAGACCAAAUGUGAUUAUAAAUGAAGCUGUUGAGUCAUUGGUGAGUUUUUUGAAUUGUAAACUGAUUUCCAGUGACCGUUUGUUGUCCACAGGUUUUUUUGUUUGUUUUGUUUUGUUUUGUCUUCAGGUUUGAUCGGGGUCCAUCUUCACAUUGUACAAUGUUUUAGUUGCAAGCAGAAAGUAGAAUUUGGUAUAAACCAGGUUAUUUCUGUAUUGAAAGGAAUACCAUUGAAAUUGUAGAUUUAGGAUUGUUAACCAUACAUGACAAGUCUAACUUGACUAUUAUUCUAACCUACUGUAUACAAUCUGAUUUUUAAAAUUGUAGACAUGUAUGAUCUUGGUUUAAUGUGUUUUUAAAAGUGUUAUUGUUGAAAAAAUGGAAAAACAAUGAAGCAAAUCUGCUAAAGAGCUGUCAGUUUUCAUUACUGACUCUGUAAAAUACACUGUUCUUUGUGUACUGUGUGUUAUUUUGCCAGCUGCUGCAUUAGCCUUCAAAAGUAUUUGGAAACUUCAGAUGAACUACAUUUCUUGAAAAGUAUAUUCCUUUCUGUGGUAUCUUGUCCUGUAACUGAAGUAUAGUAAUUAUUUUAUGGAAAUGUUAUUAGCACUUCUGUACCAACUUUGAAUAAAAUGAAAAAUUUA